AUGACCACGACUGCCUCACCUCAAACGGGAUCAAGCCCCACCGUCCCUACACCUGUGGCACCGCCCUCGAUUGAUGAAGCACUGUCGUACUGGAUUGGGCUCUCGCGCCUCAUUCACCGCGUCUGCGUGACGUCCGACUCUACACCGUCCGCUGAUGAGGGCGAGCCGUCCACCUUUACUCGCUACGCCCUUCACUGUGUGCUGCUCUGCUGUGGCAUAAAGCAGCAUCGCGUUCGACAGACCGCCGACCACAUGCUUGCACAGCUUCUCUCGGCAGCCUACACCACCGCAGCCGCCCUCACUGGGCCAGUCGUCUUGCUGGACAGCGAAUCACCGGCAUCGACGCCCUUCCGCUCACCAGUGCGUCAGUUACCCGUACCGUUGCCUGUUCUCGUGGCGGACUGGCUGAAGCAGUCCUCUGCUGACGAUCAGAAGGCGUCCCAGCACAACCGCUACUGUCUGCGGGUCCCCGCCGUCACGUGGACCAGGAGCAUCAUCAAGUGGUUGGGAAGUGAGCUGCGAGGACAGAUGAUUUCGCUGAGGCCGCUUUCCCGGUGGAACAUGGUGUGCGCGCAGCAGUCUGGACGCAUGCCUGUAGUCAUCUUUGUCGGCGGCGCCAGCGGCGCAGGGAAGAGCACGCUGGCCAGCCUGGUGGCGAGUCAGCUGCGCGUCCCAAACGUGCUGUCUACCGACACAGUGCGUCAGGUGUUGCGGGCGCGCCUGUGCGGGCACGAGGCGCAGUUUCCGGCCCUCUUUGUGUCCACGUAUGAGGCGCACAAGGUGACGGCAGAUGACAGUCACGCCUCCGCGGAUGACGGAUCUGCAGUGCCGCAUGCGCAGAGCGCCGACGAGAACGCCAUCGUUCAAGGGUACGAGGCACAGUGCGAGCUGGUCCUCCGCGUCCUCGACGGGAUGCUGGCGCGCCUCCUCGCUCGCCGCGAGUCGAUCGUGGUGGAAGGGGUGCAUCUGCUCCCGCGAUAUCUGGCGGCGAAGCGCGCCGAGCUUCUCGUGUCGCGUGUGGCCUGCGUUCCUGUUCUCGUGCGCAUCCCCAAGGCGGACAGUCACCUGGAGCGACUCUGCAUCCGCGCACGCGGCAUGUCCAUGCGGGCGCAAAACAACAAGUACAUCGCCUCCUUCAAAGCAAUCCGCGCCAUCCAAGCUCACCUGGUCGACAGUGUGGAGGCGGCGUCGCUGCCGGUUCUGGUGCUGUCAAACACGAACAUGGACAAGUCCUUCACCGCGCUCCACCACACCUUGUUGGAGACCAUGGAGUACGCCGCUGUGCACGGCUGGCCUGCGGACGCAGCAGCAGCGGCCGACGUCCCUCUCACUGGGCUGGUCUUCAGGGCUGUAAAAGACAGACUUGUUGCGGUGGUGCGGCAGCGUCGGUGGCGCCGCAGCGCCACCAAUGACAACAUCAGCACGUCGAGCGGGACGGGUGCGUCUGCGCCGGGAGACGAGGAAAAAGGGGGCGUGGCAACGGGUCCCUUCAGCGCACUCGUACUCGCACCCCACGCACGACCGCCAGUCCAUUCCCCGGCGGGCAGCAGCAACGGGGCAGCGCCGCGUGCUCGCUCUGCAGAGCUGCUGGGGGUGGUACAGCGUUGCCUUCUUGAACAAGGCUUGCGUUAUCACUCUCGCACCAGUAAUGCUCAGGUAGAUGCCGCAACGGUGUAUGGUUCGUCCGGCGUGCUCGGCGCGCGGGACGCCAGCAGUCGCUUCCACGCACACGUCGUCAUACGCCGCUCUUUCACCAUCGCGGCGAAGUCGCACAUCAGCAUGACCGCGUCGUCUCACCUUCCGUUAGACAACCACAACGAGGAGUUCGACGAGCUGGAGAUCCCGUCCCUGAUCGGCUCAUGA
Molecule: messenger RNA, 1863 nt
Organism: Leishmania major strain Friedlin
Lineage: Eukaryota; Euglenozoa; Kinetoplastea; Trypanosomatida; Trypanosomatidae
Exons: 1
Coding region: 1-1863 (620 amino acids)
Molecular function (GO): kinase activity; ATP binding
Source: RefSeq, a predicted model, not a curated record